GCCUCACGGACAUGCAGCCCUGAGUGGUGCCAGCCCUGCCCUGCACACCGUGAGAACCAUGCUCGCCCGCAUCUUCUCAGGGACCAGGGAGCCUCGGACACAUCUUAUCAAGAGAUAGCAGCGCUCGCCUGAGCCAGAAUCAGACAAAACUAAAACUGGCACAGCUGCACGUGUGCACAAAAACCAAGGGCGGAAUUCGACUACGGGUCCCUCGCUUUACACUAUAAAUGCCUGGAGCCUCCCCGAGCCCAGGGACUCUCCGGAACGGCAGCGGGCGGCGCGGCGGCAUCUGCCCCGAGAGCAGGGACACCUCCAAGGCUCCUUCUCGAGGCUGAGAGACCCUCUGCCCGGCAUCAGACACCUGCUGCGAGGAGACGGGCCCUGCUGGCCAUACAGCAGCACCUGGCAUCAGUGGAACGAUGUUGUGCCCAGAGGAAGAGGAUACCCUGGCAGAUGAGGACCUGAUUGACUUUCUCCUGAACAAUGAUGCUCCCUGCCCUGAAAUCACAGAGCAGGAGAAUGGUCUUCUGGAAGACUGGACCGUGCUGGAGCCUGAGCAGUUCCUGGAUAAAGAGAUUGAUGACUUCAUCAGCUCCCUGCUGAGCCCCUUCGAAGAUGAACCAAGCACACUGCAGAGUUCUUCACCUGCUGACAGUGACAGUGGGGUCUCUGAGGAUCAACACCUGUCCCAUAGUCCCGGAAGUGAUCUUGCUGGCAGCACAAACAUUGUGCAUGCUGAUCACAACUAUUCCCUUCAUCAGGACUGGCCUGUGCUGGAAAGUGUGAGGUCUGAAAUGUCAGAAGGAGAUGUUUCCAUUGAUGUUGAGAUUUGGAAGGAUUUAGAAGGCACAAGCAAGGCACUGGAAGAGAGCUACAGUUUACCCAUUGCUGUUGCUGUGGAUGCUGGACCCCAGCUUGUGCCUGCAGCCUUUGUGCAGUCCGACUUCCCAGAGCUGGUCCUGACAGAGGAGGAGAAGCAGCUCCUGAAGAAAGAAGGUGUUGCAUUACCAACCUGCCUGCCACUGACCAAAGCUGAAGAGCGGCUCCUGAAGAAAGUACGUCGCAAGAUUCGGAACAAGCAGUCAGCCCAGGAUAGUCGCCGCAGGAAGAAGAUCUAUGUGGACAAUCUGGAAAACAGGGUGGCCGCCUGCACAGCUCAGAACCACGAGUUGGAGAAGAAGGUGCAGCUGCUGCAGGAGCAGAACAUGUCCCUGCUCAAGCAGUUGCGGAAGCUGCAGGCCUUUGUGAGCAGGUCCACCACCAAAACUACUACAGGAAAAACCUGCAUCAUGGUCGUGGUUCUGUCCUUCUGCCUCAUUCUGUCCCCCAGCAUCUGCUUGUUUGGGAACAGAGAGACACAGCCAGAGCUCAGAGUGCUGUCGCGGCAGAUCCGUGAGUUACCAAACCAGGCAGCACCUGAGGUGCAAGUGAAAACUGCACUGGAGGGGCUCAGCCCGGAGCCUGAGGAGCCCUUGCUGUCAAGCAGCCUCAAUCAAUCAUGGGAAGAGGGACUGAGUCUACUCAACCCCGAUGCCAGAUCUUCUUUCAACAGCAACUCAUCCUUUGACCCUCCGGAGGCAGCAGACUCCAAGCGGGGCCCUUCCCAGCCUCAAGAGCAGGGCUCCCAGAGGAACCCUUUGCAGCCUGAUGUGCCGGUGGUGUGGAAAGCCAAGAGGCAGGAGUGGGUGGAACGUGCUGCUAGAGUUGUCAUCCAGCAGCACCAUAGCGAUGAGAUGUGACCACCACUGCCUCCUGCUCCUCGGGGUGAUGCUGGGCACCUUGCUGGGCAGGGACAAACAGCUGCAUUAACAGAUGAUCUCUCAAAGCAGAUUCUUCUCAAUACUAUCCUGAUUGCUGGCAGCACUGAGGAUUUGCCGGGAGGGAAUAAUUUUGGGGCUGACCUGUUCUGAUACUCUGCUCUGUGUACCUAUAGCUGGACUCUCUCUGAGGUGGUGUAGGAAACUCUGGGAACUUUUCUAUGGCUGCUGAGGGGAGCCUGCAGCCCAGGCUGUAUCCUGUGGCUGUCAGGGAUGGGCAGUGGCAUGGAGAAUGAAGGCAGUUGAGCCCAAGGUGUCUGUGCUGUGUUAGGCUGGAUGCAGUUGGUGGAUGCUGCUGCCUUGCUUCCCUGCCCAGGUGGAAAUGAACAGGCUGGGUCCUGCACUUCUUACUGUGUUUGGUGACUGCAAGCAUCUGUCCCUUGUCUCUUCCCCUUACUCCUGCAGUGUUGCCUGAUUUCUAGGUGUGAGAUAGCAAGCUGACCUUCAGUGCCCUGACAGGGAGUUGUCCUGCCACUGUGACAGACCCUGCGUGUCACCUGUUCCUGCUAGCUUUUGAGCCAUGGGCACAGCUCCUAGCCUGGCUAGAGAAGGUAAUGUGGAGUCCUUCCUGAGCCAUGUCUGCUGUUGCCCUUCCAUUGCGGCUGAGCCUUUCAUCUCCCACAGCCCUGGGAGUGGGGCACCUGGGCAUGGGGGAGAAGGCAUGCCUCAGAGUGGGCUGCUGAGGCAGUGUGCAGCAGAGAGCAGCAGAGCUGUUUGCUCUUCUGAAAGCUUUCCUGGCCACAGGGCUGUUCCUUGUGUGCCUGAGCUUUGCCACACUAGCCAGUGAUGCAGUCAGCUGGCUCUGGUCACUUCCCAGGGCUGAGCAGAAACACUUCAAGCUGGCAAGAGGUGUCUUUAUUUCAGUGCGUCAUAGUGGUACCAGCUGAGCAUCUCUCCUCAUCCUAUUUCUGUACACAUCAUAUAAUCAUACUGAAUUAUUUGGGUUGGAAGGGACCUUUAAAGCUCAUCUAGUCCAACUCCCCUGCAAUGAUUUCCUUUUUAAUAACAUCUAAAUAAAUAGCUAUGGUCUGUGA
This is a messenger RNA of Apus apus (common swift), 2851 nucleotides long. It is a transcript of the gene CREB3, whose product is annotated as cAMP responsive element binding protein 3. The transcript is spliced from 11 exons. NCBI's taxonomy places the organism in Eukaryota, Metazoa, Chordata, Aves, Apodiformes, Apodidae. Gene Ontology annotation, molecular function: DNA-binding transcription factor activity, RNA polymerase II-specific; RNA polymerase II cis-regulatory region sequence-specific DNA binding. Gene Ontology annotation, biological process: regulation of transcription by RNA polymerase II. Gene Ontology annotation, cellular component: nucleus. Bases 420 to 1739 code for a protein of 439 amino acids. The record is from RefSeq and is a predicted model, not a curated record.